Messenger RNA from Nylanderia fulva, 4362 nucleotides. The record is from RefSeq and is a predicted model, not a curated record. Lineage: Eukaryota; Metazoa; Arthropoda; Insecta; Hymenoptera; Formicidae.
GGACAAAAUAGCGACGAAGACGGUGCAAGCACGAGGGGUGAUUGCGAGGGGGUGAGAGGCGUGCGGCAGUGGUUACGGACAGCGAACGGCGCGGCGUUAGUAGUAACGGAUAGUAGUCGCGACGACGGAUUGUAGUAACGGGUAGGCUACUCGUGUCGGCUCCGAUUCGGCCGCGACGACGAUCAAUCGAGCCGGCAAAGGGGUGACGCGCGAGGGACACAAUCCCGAGGAUUUUCCCAACUUUUGCGAAAAGGAAAAGCUCCGACGAGCUGGAGCGCGACGAGUGAAGUGGUAGGAAGGAGUAUAGACCUACGUCGAGCGAGCCGCGGGAAAAUCCAGUUCGGGAGAAUCCAGCCUCGAGGAAGAGUUCUCUAUCUAUUGCGAUGUCACGGAGAGACACAACUGUUUUUGGAGAUUUCUAACCAGGGUUCCUGAGACUUGACUCCGAGGAUCGAUCUGGACACAGUCGAGGGCAAGAAUUCCUUGUAUUCCCGACUAUGUGCCGGUGUCUCGCGAGGACCAGAACACCGGGAUCGUCGUCGCCGUCGUCAGUGAUCGAGCGCGACGUCGUCGAGGCUGAGCGCAAGACGUGACUCCGUUUAUACAGCUGGUCUAUCAGUCAAUUCAACUGCAGUGGACGAAGGAGAUCUACAAUGGCUCUAGUAAUGUUACCGUGUGAUCUACCUUGGUGGCCGGCUGUGGUAAAACAACUGGACAAAGCCGCCCUGGCGAAAAAUUCCGAGGACCUAAUAGACGCGAUGCAACGAUUGCAUGACAUGUGCAAUAUAAGCCUCGAUCCCGAGGAGGAUAUGGAAGAUGUCGAUUUAUUCUCUAUAUUGGAGACUUUUCUAAAUAAGGAUCUCGAUCCUGUGGAAAGAGAGCAGGUGUUUACGAAGACAAUACCACGAAUGGUGGAAAGGGCGAAGGAUUUAAAAAACAGUAAACCUCCGCAAGGUUUACAUUUUAGUCUGCAGCAGCAAGGUGAUAGCGUCGAAUACAGUUAUGCCUUUGUCUCCUCCUUAAUCGCAAAUGCGUUCUUCUCAACGUAUCCGAAGAGAACCGCAAAAACGCAUCCCACGUUGCGCGAUUUCAAUUUUACAAACUUCUUCAGACACCUUUACAAAAACGCACAGAAAGCCAAACUCAAAAGUAUCUUUCAUUAUUACAACUAUCUCGAGACGGAACAUGCACUCGAUGGCCGUCUCAUAAUUUCAAGACAGGUGAUGACGUCUAAGCAGUGGUUGACCAUCGAAGAUUGGCUGGAAAGUAAUAUACCUUUGUGUCCGCUGACGAUACGUCACGAGGGUCGAUUGGAAAGAGUCGAAUCGGAAUCCAAAAUGCUGCAAGUUUGCUUCGUGAACGCGAAGAUCGGCGGCGGUGUGCUCGAUGGCGAUGUCACGCAGGAGACUGUACAUGUGGCGACGCAUCCAGAAAUGCUCGCGGCGAUACUAUCUGUCGAGGCCUUAGAAGACAACGAAGUAUUGAUAAUCGAGGGUGUCAGGCAUAUGUCGAGAAUAAAUGAUCCGCGGCACAAGGCAAUAUUCGAGGGUAUCUCACAGCCGAACGUGGUAACGGUCUGCUGCAUAGACCCUGAAGACUAUUCGCGACUGCCGUUGACGCAAUUCGAGGAGGAUAAUAUGUUGAGGGAGAUGAACAAGUCGCUACUGGGAUUUCGUCAAAGACACGUGCCCAGCAGUCCCACGGAUCCGAUCAAGACGGAUUACCCGGACGCGGAGGUCGGCCUAGGCUCCCGCAGAUUGUCGCCGAUCGGCGAGAGUUUCAGCAGCACCCCGCCGGAAACGGAAGGCGAGGACAAGGUCUUCGCGGCGAGCGGUAAUUCCAAGAUAGAUAAGCAGCCUCCGUGUGACGAGUACCACAAAUUAGAGAGCACGACGGAAGUGCGUAGCAGGCCUAACGGUAAAUCGAUGAGACCGCCGAGUCCUCACAAGGUGUGCAAGGACGCGAGCUGUGCGAAUCGAAGAAACAGAUUUAUCGUGCUGGGAUCCAGCGGGGAGGUUCUACCGGUGACGCGACAACUUGGUCAGAUGUCGGUCUACAGCAGCUGCAACAGUCAGAGCACGGACAGUUUUCACAGUGCCAAGGAGACCAUCGACGAGGAACCUGAGGAAGAAGAGCAAAAGCUGAACAAACGUUAUAGCGAGCAAUUAGACACACCCGAGAGAAGAGGGACCUUUGCGCAGAGAUUGAAAGACGCUCUGAAGAGGGAGAGUACGGCGACCGGCGGCAUGACUUCCUCGAACACCUCCUCCGGCGAGAGCAGUUACGCCGUUGGUAUAAGCGUUAGCGGUAGUCACGUCGGCGAUCAAGACAUCAAAAUGCAAUGUUGCAGGGUGAGACGAGGAGGCUCAAGGGGUUUCGUCCUACGGGAUGAAACGGUAGACGAAGAGUUUCUGAAAGAAUCUCUAGAGGCCGAGCAAAAAUGGCUAGGCCGAUUCCGGCAAAGUCAAGGACCUAUGUUUCAAAGGAAAGACACGAGCGCAAGUAGCAAAUAUAGUUUCAGCACCGAAUACAAUUCGGAUUUCUGUUCCGAAUUGGAGGAGGUCUACGAGCAAUUGUCAAAGUGGCUGGAGGAUCCGAUAGUGGCGGACGAGAGCAGGGAACUGGAUGCGAGAGAUCGGGCGGUCGUGCGAUUCGCCGGUUCGCUUCUGAAGCGUGCUCUGAGCGAGUCGUUCGCCGGUGUGCCACUUCAGGAAGGCGAGCCGCAGCCUUUCAUCGAUGCGAACGACGUGAGCCAACAACACAAGCUGGCCUUGGCCGUCAGGAGUCUCAGCUUAGAGCUCGCCCGACAAAAGAACCGACGACAACAAUCAGUGUUUGAGUCCGAAGAUGUAGAUUGCUAUGAAGACGCCUCGAGCGAGAUGGUAAGAGAGACGAAGGACGCCCAACGUAGGAAACUUUGGGCCGUCACGUUCACAUCGGAAGUGUUCCAAACGUUGAUCGAUGAUCAGACGACCGUACGCCUGUCUCCACCGCCCAUGUCCGAGUCGAGCCAAAUGGCAAACGAGCGUGAGACGCGCAAAGCGAGCGUGCUCGGUGUCUCGGAGUUACCGCGAGAGAACAGUCCUCAAGGAGGAGAUUUAUUACCCAUAGCUACAGGAAACUGGGGAUGCGGGACUAGAUUGAAGGGUGAUCCGCAACUGAAGCUCGUAAUUCAGUGGCUCGCUUCUUCCCUGGCAGGAGCACCGAGACUAAUGUACUACACUUCUGGCAAUCCCAGUCUAUCUAAGUUAGAUACCGUAAGCAGAGUUCUGAUGGACCGACGUUGGUCGGUGGGCGACCUUGCUGCUGCGACGUUGAAGUACGCCGGCCAAACGAUCGAAGAACAGGCGGAAGGAAGGAACAGCCUCUUUGAGGAAAUCAUUGGUAUGGACAAACCGAGUCCUUAGCCCGAUUCAAUGCUGUCCGUUCUGGUGGACAUGCUGGCUACCAUGAUCGAGGACAGCUUGAGAGCCUAAUAUACAAACAUGUUUUCCCGUGGAAGGAAUAUACAAGUAUACAAAAGAAAAGAGAAAAGAAUAAACGGGUACAUAACUUAAAUAGAGUUUAAACGCGCAAGAUCGAGAACUAAUUGUAAUUCGUAUAAGCGUAGUCUUGGUAGGUGAAACGUAUUAUACGAGUUUUAUUUCAGCGAAUCGAAAGAUCGAUUCUGGUUUCUAGUUUUCGUUCAAAAUUACUCUCAUCUAGCAUAUCAAAAUGAUAUCAGUGAAACUCGCACAAUUCGUUGUACAAGGCAAUAUAUCAAAUACAGAGGGAGAAAUAUAUAGUCGCUGCGAUAUUUUGUAGUCUGUAGAGUAUCACAUGCUGUCUGAUCAGAUUGCAUUAUAAGAAUCACUCGCUACAUUUCCAAGAAUGAGAAAAAAAUUAGCGUGAUAUACUAGAAGUUCAGUUAUGUCAUUAAUGAUAUAUUGUUAUAAGACAGCGUGAGAAAUUCUUUACAACUUCACGGUCUAGUCAUGUCUGGAUGUCAAUUCUGGUUUUACUUUUACGAAACGAGUAACUGCUUGGUGAAGUAUACAGUGUACAAUUACAUGCAAUAACUAAUGAGGCACAAUAUACUAUAUAUUUUGUACAAUAAUAUUUUUAAGUCGCGUUCUAUAAUUUAAGUCGGAGUAUAUAUAUAUAUGUAAUAUGUGAAUAGAUUUUUAGAGGAAAACUUUUAGUAUUUUAUAAAAUAUUAAUAUAGAUCACACAUUUUUUUAUAAAAAUGAACUUACAUAUAUAUAUGUCGCUGCUAUGAAAUCAUAAAUUCGAUACAGAGUGGGUAUAUGGCCUACAAAGAAAAAGAUAUGCUUUGUAGUAUGUAAAUCAAUUAAAAUGAGGUCUUCCAUUAUUAAAACGAAA